Messenger RNA from Coffea arabica (coffee), 2525 nucleotides. The record is from RefSeq and is a predicted model, not a curated record. NCBI's taxonomy places the organism in Eukaryota, Viridiplantae, Streptophyta, Magnoliopsida, Gentianales, Rubiaceae.
UUUCUCAUCGUGUUCAACUGCAGUGAAUUAUAAAUAUUAACUGACUUCUGACUUUUUCUUUGGAUACUUUGUUCUGAGAUGUAUUAUAAGAGUAAAAUCUUUGAUUUUGUUCAAAAAAAUUUUUUUUUGGAAUAGGCGGUCGGGCUGGUUAAAGUUAAUCUGUCAUGCCAAAUUGCAUGUCAAAAUUGCAUCUUUUCGUUGGUAUUGGUGUUGGAGGUCAGGGAAAUUAAAGUACUUUUCUCUCGUUUUAUCUUCUUUCUGGUAGGGGAUGCUUUAUGUUAUCCCGUAUUGCCUAUUAACAAGUAAAAUUCAUAUCUUUGCUGUUUCCUGUAUACUUUUAUCCUCUUUCCCCUUAUCAGGGCUGCUUAAUCUUAGCCAUGAUGCCAAUUAACAUGUAAAGAUUGCAUCUUUAUUAGUUUUUCUGUUGGAGACAGCAAAAUGAAAUAAAUUAUCUUGCAAAAGUUGUAUCUUUGUUAGUUUUAUUUUGGUUCAAAAGAUUGCAUCUUUGUUAGUUUUUGCUGUUGGAGACAGCAAAAUGAAGUAAUUGUUAUUGCAAAGGCAGUUCCUUUCGUUCUCUCUUUUUUGGGUUUGGAGUAGUUGUUAAUAAGUACUGCUAUUAACAAGUGAAAAUCAAAUUUUUGUUAGUUUAUUUUAUUCUUUUUUUUUGGAUUUGAGCUUGUAAAUUAAAUGUGAAAAUUGCAUCCCGUUGGCCGCAGAGGUACUAUAGAAGUAUUCUGGCAAUAUGUAAGAAGUUCUUUUUCGUUAUUGUUUCAGGAACAAACAACAAUGUGCUGGUUUGGAAACAGAGCUUUGCCUUUUGCAAUCCUCGUGGCGGCAACUGGGGCGGCCAUUCAGAAAGCAAUUAAAUCUUUUGGUGGACAGGGGAAAGCAAUUGUUUUGCAAGAAAAGCACGAGCAAGAUUUUGUUCAUAAGGCUGAUGAUGGUCUUGCGAAUGAGGAUAGUAUCAGUCGACUGCCAGAUGAUUUGCUGUCAGAUGUCCUUUCACGUUUGGACUUGAUAGAGGCUGUUGGGACAAGAAUUUUGUCAAGAAGGUGGAAAAAUGUUUGCAAAGUUGUAGCUACUUUAGAUGUUCAGGAACUUGACCUCAAAUUUAUCUGUUCUUCUUUGCCUCUUUGUCAAUGUGCAAAAUCCAACAUGGGUGAGCUUUUCCCUGUCUCAUUUCGGCUUCUUACUGCAGUAGCUACAAUGAAACAUUUGCGCUUAUUGGCUUGUUCUUUGCAACCAAGUUUCCCUACCCAAUUUAAUUCCCUUGAGGGCCUUUAUUUAGACUUGGUUCACCUGAGUGAUGGAGAAUUACCGAGAAUGUUGUCUUCUUGUGUUAACCUUCAGACUCUUAGACUCGGAUUUUGUAAACUUACUCCUAAGCUUUCUAUCUCUGGUCCGUGUCUCCAAUUGAAGUUUCUGUAUGUUCAUUCCUGUCCUGGUUUGGAGGAGAUUGAUAUCUGUGCUGGCAACCUGAUUACUUUUUCUUUCUUUCACAAUGGCCCGAUAAAGUUUUCGCUCUGUGUUCCCAAACUAGAAGAUGCACGCAUCACCUUCACUGGCAAUGGUUCCAUACCUUAUUUUUUUGGAGAAGUUCUGAAGGACUGUCCUAAGUUAAAAAACUUAUUAUUCCAAACACACAGUGACAAGCUACAAUAUACACCUGGAAAGAUGGAUAUGUUCAGCAAUCUUAGGACAUUAUAUUUUGUCCCAGGAAUGAGGUCUCCACCUGAUCUACUGAAUGUUGUGCCUAUUUUGGAGGCUUGUCCACAUUUAGAAGAAUUUCGUCUGCAGUUACUUUGUCGAGGUUUCAAUGAAGAAAGAGGAAGAGAAUGGCCUCCCAGACGCCUUGGUCAAUUAAAAGAAGUGGAAUUUAAUGGAUUUCACGGGACAGUAAAUGAAAUUCAUUUUGCUACUUAUUUGGUAAAAAAUGCUCCAGCACUUGAACGACUGUGGAUCCGCUCACCCUAUAGGUUCUAUUGUGAUGAUUAUCAUUUAGAAACUGGAGGCGGUUGGUACAGAGAUGAGCGAGUCGAUACUCUGCAUGAAGAAUUAAUGAUGCAAGCCGUCUCCAGCAAACUGCAGGUGAAUAUUGUAAGAUCUCCAAGAACAGAACUCAGAAUCUGUGGGAGAGAAUAAACGCAUCGAAUAAAGUGGAGGUGAAGAAUUAAUGAUUCAAGGCCGCUCCAACAAGCUGCAGGUGAAUAUUGAAAGAUCUCCAAGAACAGAACUCAAAAUCUGUGGGAAAGAAUAAACGCAUCGAAUUGUGCUGGAUUAUUCAUAUACAAGGUGUGCAAUAAUUAAGUCUACUAGUCAUUCAUACGUCAAUUAUUUGUAGAGGUGGCAAAUCAACCCACUUAAAUAAAUUUAUCCAUACCCGCCCAUGAAUAGAUGGGUAUGGGUAUCUUAAAUUUUUGUAUAUGGAUAUAAAUGGGUUAUCCAAUAAUACCCAUUUAUUAAAUGGGUAUUAUUGGGUAACCCAUCAAACCCAAUUAACCCAUUUAAAAUUCUCUUUCCCUAAA